ACCAUGCUGUUGCUCGAAGAAUUCGCUUCUUUGUUGAACGAAACAGCGCAGAGAGAAUGCAGUACUACUCCGCCUUCAGCCUUCUGACAGAGCAGCCUCAUUCUCCCUUUCGCAGGCCCACUUCCCUCCCGUCACAAACACCGAGUAACUGACCAGAGCGUCGGCAGACUGUGGCUACUUCUCCGUCGUUGCGCUUAACUACCACAUCAUGCUUCGCCUCAACUAAAUGCACACUUCUCCACACUUCGAUAUUUGCAUUGUGAUUACGGGCUCAAAAUCCAGUAAGUAACUGAAUUUGAACAGUUUAUUUGAUCGUUAUUCUUGCCGGCCACUGGUCGCUCUCAUUUCACGAACACAGACGUCUCUAAUGGCUACUUGUACUGUUGUUUGAUCAAGCUAAUUCGAUGGUAGUUAUCAGCGUAGUAAAUUAACUGGAUUACGCGCUGUGUUCGAGCCGCAGCAAGCCAAUAUGUCCGGCAACAUUGAGGAGAUUAUGGCGUCCGCUGCGGACGGCGUUCCCGAUGCAACAUACACCUGUUUACAAGGUGUUCCUCUGCAACCCAAUGUUGUUCCCUGUGCUCCGGCAUUCAAUCCCGCGGCGAGGGAUUGUGAAGCUUUAGAUAAUGAGCGAGAAGAAACUUCGUGUUGGAAUCUGGAAGAACCCUUCGAUCUCGAAAAUUGUGAAUAUCUCAGUCCCAGAAAGGCGUUGGAGUAUAUCGACAAAGGCAGGGCAACGGGCAACCGCCUGGCGUUGCGGACGCGUGCUGUGAUUGACCGGUGCUUCUUCGUCGUUGGACAAUUCGCACACCGCCAUGCCGGAUGUGUCUUGGUGAUAGGAUUGAUAAUACUGUGCUUAGGAUGUUUGGGACUGCCCAAUAUACAAUUGGAAACCCGUCUGGAUAGACUCUGGAUGGAAGAGGGCGGGCGUUUAGAAGCGGAACAGCAGUAUACCGAUGAUGUGCUCCACUUUUCAACCGGUGCAAAUUCGCAAGUCCUCCUUCAGACACCCAGUGUCGAUUAUCCGUCAGUUCUUACUCCUGAAGCGUUACUUUUCCACUUGGAGUUGGCACGAAUUGCCCUCAGUGUCGAGGUCACAAUGUACUGGACCACCUUCAAAUGGAGCAACAUUUGCCAAACGCUCGACUUUCCCAAUUUCGACGAACGAAGUCCGGUCCUAAGCAGCGCACUGGAAGAACUGACCCCGUGCAGCAUCGUGACCCCGCUGGACUGCUUUUGGGAGGGCUCAAAGCUUCUCGGACCGAAAAAACCCGUUCAGAUUCCGGUCUAUGGGCGCGAUGCCACUUGGGCAACUCUCGAUCUGGAGCGCCUUGUACACACGCUGGAAAACAACACGGAUCCGCUAAUUAAUUCCAAGCCCUUGGUGGACUUUCUGGAUAAGGCGGAAGUGGAAAAAGGUUACGUCGGAAAGCCGUGUCUAAAUCCACGCGAUGCACAAUGCCCGGAUGCUGCGCCCAAUAAGCGCUCGGGAAUAGCGCCCAAUGUGGCGGAUGCGAUGCAGAACGGAUGUUAUGGCAUCAGUAGCAAAUAUAGACACUGGAUGCCCGACCAGCUCUUGGCCAAUGUAACGCGCAAUGCAUCUGGCCACAUCCAAAGUGCAUCGGCAAUUCAGACGAUAUUCCACAUUGGAGAUGCAGAACGCCUCUUCCUCAAGUAUGAACACAUGAGUCCUCCGAUCCGUGAUUAUGACGGCAGCGAAUGGAAAAGGGAAAUGGCCGUAAAGGUCAUCGCCACCUGGCAGGCCAAGUACCACGCCGCAGUGGAAGAAAAACUGAAGAAAAACAAUACCCGUGCAAAGUCAUCCAUUGGAUUAUUGGCCGAAGGAGCGCUUGCAGCGACACUGGUGGAUUGCUCCAAAGUCAACUUAUUUCUGGUCAUAGCCGGACAUUUGCUAGCGGUCGUAUAUAUGGGUGUAGUAAGCCGCAACUGUGCUGAUUCGGUGGAUUCCUACAGCGGUGUUGCGGUGGCCGGGACGCUGUUAAUUUCGCUGACGGUGGCGGGUGGCAUGGGAUAUUGUUCAUUUUUCUUAUCGUUCAACAUCCUCAGUACUCAGGUUAUUCCAUUGGUUGCUCUUGUUACGCAUCUUCAGCAUGUUCUGCAGAUGACAAGUUCAAUUACGGAAGUUGUCAGAGAUCAUCGAGUAGAGCGAAAGGAUAUCGGCGCCGAAUGCCUGGCCCGGAAUGGGGCAUCCAUAUUAUUCUCCACUUUGGCUAUGAGCGGGGCCUUCUUCGCCGGCUAUGCGAUUCCGUUACCAGCAUUGAGAUGGUUUUCCAUCCAGAUGGGCAUUGUCGUCCUAUUGGGUGGUGUCUCCUUGCUUUUGUUGCUUCCCGCCGUGAUAUAUUUGGAUCAACAGCGACGACCGAGCAAACGAUGUGACCUCUUCUGUUGCUACACUCAGUUUAUUCCGAAGAAAGUGCCGCCAACGUCUGCAUUCUCGUCAUCGUAUUUCCGGGAAGGCAUUGGAGCUGUGAAAGGUCGUCCAAGUCUCCGUCAGAACGAUGGUGGGGCAACGUGCUGUUUAAGCACGUCAACACUGCGGGAUCGCGUUUUAACGACAUAUCUGCGCCUUCUUCCGUGUGGUGUGGUCAAGUUCGUGGCCGUCGGGAUUUUAAUCACGACGGUGGGCUUUGGCGUCUGCGGCAUCCGUCGCAUGGAAGCCGGCUUAGAGAUGGCGAAGCUAGUCCCCACAGAUACGCUGGAACACCGGUAUUUCCGGAGUCAAGCCAGAGAUUUCCACCGUCAUCAAGCGGUGUUGGUUACGAAGGAGGAUUUCGCGUAUGAGCAGCACCAGGAAGAGCUCUACGCCCUGCAUGACGCCGUGUCACGAGUGAAAGGCGUGGUCCGCUCGGUGGGAGACGGGGCGCCGCGGUUCUGGUUGGCCGAUUUCCGAGACUGGCUCCUAGAUAUCGAGGCUUCGUUUGAGCAUGAUUACCGCGAAGGUUGUUUUGGUGACGGACGAUGGUAUGAAAAUGCCAGUGAUAACGCCAUCUUGGGAUUUAAACUCCGUGCUGCAACUUUGAAAGAUCAUCGAUUGGUUGCUCAAGUGCUUCUGGUGGACGAACACGGUCGGAUCAAUCCCGACGGUUUCUACAGCUACAUGAGCGCGUGGGUGUCCAACGAUCCCAUGGGCUACGCUGCUACCCAAGCGCAUCUCCACCCGCAGCCCGUCGUCUGGCUGCACGACCCUGAAGAUCCCAGCUACGACAUCCCGGAGUCAGCGGCGCUACACUAUGCCCAGAUGCCCUUUGUGGUGUCCGGCUUGAACAGCACGGACGACGCAGUCGGCUUCAUCGAGCAGGUGCAAUCCAUCUCGCAGGUCUUUGCAGAGCGCGGUGUCCCCAGUUUCCCCAGCGGCCAGCUCUUCACCUACUGGGAACAGUACGUCGAUCUACGCUUCAAUAUGGUACUGGCGUUGGGCAUCCUGCUGGCCGUGCUGUGCAUGGCGACGUCCGUCCUGCUGAUGAAUUUGUGGGCUGCCGUAGUCGUGACCGCAACCACUGUGGUGUUUCUCCUCGGACUCGCCGGCUGUAUGGCGUGGCUACGGAUUGACCUCAACGCCAUCUCGGCCAGUCUGCUGGUGUACGCGACGGGCGUAGCAUGGCGUAUCUCGUUUCCCAUCUGUGCGGCCUUUCUCAGCGGAUUCGGCGGGAAGGAUCGGCGUGUGCGUUGCGCCAUGGCACGCUGCUGCGGAUCGAUCGUGCACGGCGCUGUGGCAUCGCUAAUCGCCACGGCUCCGUUGUACUUCACCAAAUUUCAGUUUAUUUUUCAGUAUUUCUUCCUGAUCCUGGCUAUUUCCUAUGGGAUGGUCUUACUAAACAGCUUGGUCAAUCAGCCAGUGGUGCUGUCGCUCCUGGGUCCAGGUCCGGACUUGAUUGCCAAUUAUGACCCGGAACAUCCGCCCCCGGGUACACCUGACCCUUUGGUUUUUCUCAAGCGGCACCUAUCCAUUAUCAUGGAAGAGGACGAAACGGCGUCCCAACCGGCAGCAGCGGGCCCCCUAGAAACCCAAGUAGUUGUUAGAACCACUGCCACCUUCUCCGCUGCGGAACCGAGAAAUUCGGUGUGUGAGAAACCGCACACCGCUUCCGUCACCACAACCGUGAGGGUGGAGCUUCAUCGUCCGUCGUUUUCCAGGUCGCUGGAUAAGGUCAAGGAGGAGCGCGUUAACCCGCAGUCUGCCAUGGUGUAGUCGUCCUUCACUACGAAGCCAGACAAAACAGCAGUUUCCAACUGUAAAGAUGUGUGAUUCCGCAGAUGCUCAACCCGUUGUUCUUUCCCGUGCUUACGCUUCCGCUGAUGUUGUUUGAAGUUUUGUUAUUAUGCUAAGAAAACUUAACGCCAUACACGCACAUGUGCCUUUCACUCGGGCAAUUAUCGAAAGUUUAUAGUUUUUUUGAUUUUUUGGCGGUGCAUAUGUGAUAUGUAUAGGUGAAGUCCAGACCAAACUAAUUUAAAACACAUUGAUG
Paramacrobiotus metropolitanus is the source of this 4484-nucleotide messenger RNA. Its product is annotated as protein patched homolog 1-like. NCBI's taxonomy places the organism in Eukaryota, Metazoa, Tardigrada, Eutardigrada, Parachela, Macrobiotidae. Bases 470 to 4207 code for a protein of 1245 amino acids. Gene Ontology annotation, cellular component: plasma membrane. Gene Ontology annotation, biological process: smoothened signaling pathway. Gene Ontology annotation, molecular function: hedgehog receptor activity; hedgehog family protein binding; smoothened binding. The record is from RefSeq and is a predicted model, not a curated record. The transcript is spliced from 19 exons.